Molecule: messenger RNA, 664 nt
Organism: Oncorhynchus masou masou (cherry salmon)
Lineage: Eukaryota; Metazoa; Chordata; Actinopteri; Salmoniformes; Salmonidae
Product: cerebellin-2-like
Exons: 4
Coding region: 16-585 (189 amino acids)
Biological process (GO): maintenance of synapse structure
Cellular component (GO): synapse
Molecular function (GO): protein binding
Source: RefSeq, a predicted model, not a curated record
CCUGGCCCCUUUGCCAUGCUGCCGUUGGUCCUUCUCGGUUUUGGCGUUGCCUUUUCCUUGGGACAGAAUGACACGGGGCCUCUUGUUUUGGAGGGAAAGUGUCUGGUGGUUUGUGACGGGAACCCGUCUGCAGAGAGAGCGCUCACCUCUUCGUUCGGGAUAUCUGUCCGGGCAGGCGAUGCUAAAGUGGCUUUCUCUGCGCUCAGAGGAACCAACCACGAACCUUCUGAUAUGAGCAAUACGUCUCUGACCAUCUACUUUGAUCAGUUAUUAGUAAACAUUGGCAACCAUUUUGAUCUGCAAGCAAGUGUAUUUCAAGCACCAAGAAGAGGCAUUUACAGUUUCAGCUUCCAUGUGGUGAAGGUUUACAACCGGCAGACUAUACAGGUGAACUUGAUGCACAACGAAUACCCUAUCAUAUCAGCUUUCGCCGGGGACCAGGAUGUCACUCGAGAGGCUGCGAGCAAUUCAGUUCUUCUGCAAAUGGAACGGGAGGACAAACUCUACUUGAAGCUUGAGCGGGGAAAUCUAAUGGGUGGAUGGAGGUACUCCACAUUUUCUGGAUUCUUGGUUUUUCCACUCUAAGUCUCAAAACAAGUGAUUCUUAUUUUAUUCAAGGACGUUGGCCACCCUUUGGGCUUUAAUUAUGAAGAAAUGUAUAACU